GGAAGAGAAUACCAGCAUGAAAGGCAAUUCAGUUUUCUUGCUAUUAUUCUACUCUCUCUUGCUGUUUCUUGGAGUGUCAAGAUCAUCCGCAUACAUCAUUGAAGCAGGGAAGGGUAGUAAUGAUGACACUACCCCUAAUGACAAUAGAGUUUAUAUCGUGUACAUGGGAGCCGCAGAUUCAACAAAUGCUUCCCUUCGGAAUGACCAUGCUCAUAUUCUGAGAUCAGUGCUAAGAAGGAAUAAGAAGGCUCUAGUACGCAACUAUAAACAUGGUUUCUCAGGGUUCGCAGCUCGUCUAUCAAAAGAGGAGGCAAACUCAAUUGCUCAGGAACCUGGAGUCGUGUCUGUCUUCCCUGACACCAUUUUGAAGCUCCACACAACACGUUCCUGGGAUUUCCUCGAGUACCAAACUCACGUCAAAAUCGACACCGACCCAAACACGGUCUCCAAUUCUUCUACCUCAUCAGACAUCGUCAUUGGCAUCUUAGACACAGGCAUAUGGCCAGAGGCGGCAAGUUUUAGCGACAAGGGUAUGGAUCCUGUUCCGUCCCGUUGGAAAGGCAUCUGCAUGAAAUCGAAAGACUUCAAUUCAUCUAACUGUAACAGGAAGUUAAUCGGAGCAAGGUAUUACUUUGACCCUGAUGAUGAAGAGGUCAACACUCCAAGGGAUACGUUAGGCCAUGGGACCCACGUGGCGUCCACGGCGGCGGGGGUCACCGUCACUGAUGCAUCAUACUAUGGUCUUGCGGCGGGGAACGCCAAGGGUGGGUCGCCGGAAUCCAGAUUGGCCGUUUACAGAGUGUGCGGCCGCUCGGGGUGCAGUACCUCCUCCAUCCUUGCGGCGUUUGAUGAUGCGAUUGCUGAUGGAGUGGACGUGCUAUCGCUCUCUCUUGGUUCUCCCGCCGUGAUUCGACCCCCAUUGACAUCCGAUCCUGUCGCCAUCGGAGCGUUUCACGCCGUGGAGCACGGCAUCGUGGUGGUCUGCUCCGCCGGUAAUGAUGGACCGAUGCCACACACGGUUGUCAACGACGCGCCUUGGAUUUUAACCGUCGCAGCCACCACCAUCGACCGGGAUUUUCAGUCUAACGUUGUGUUGGGUGGUAACAAAGUGAUCAAGGGCGAAUCCAUAAAUUUCUCCCCACUUUCAAAUUCUCCCAAGUAUCCAUUGAUAUACGGUGAGUCUGCCAAGACAAGUAAAGCCAGCAUAGUUGAAGCAAGAGAAUGCCAAUCAGAUGCAUUAGAUAGAAAUAAAGUCAAAGGGAAGAUUGUCCUCUGCGAUGGCCAAAGUAAUUCAGAUUCAACUAGUGAUAUAGCUGACACGUUGAAAGAGGUGGGAGGAUUAGGUCUGGUUCAUAUCACUGACCAAGAUGGAGCAAUGAUAUUGUCUUAUGGGGACUUCCCAGCAACAGUGAUAAGUCCCAAAGAUGCCCCCACAAUCCUCCAGUAUGUCAAUUCAACCAGCAAUCCAGUGGCAACAAUUCUACCGACAGUAUCAGUCAUUGAUUACAAGCCUGCACCUAUGGUGGCAUACUUUUCAUCAAGAGGGCCUUCAACACUCUCAAGUAAUAUUCUCAAGCCUGAUAUAGCAGCACCAGGAGUGGACAUUCUUGCAGCAUGGAUUGACAAUGACGAAGAAGAUGUUCCAAAAGGAAAAGAGCCCUCUCAAUACAACAUCGACUCCGGGACUUCCAUGUCAUGUCCACAUGUUUCGGGGCUUGCUGGCAGCGUUAAAUCUCGGAACCCCACUUGGAGUGCCUCUGCAAUCAAAUCAGCAAUCAUGACCUCAGCAAUUCAAAACAACAAUUUGAAGGAACCCAUGACAACGGAUUCAGGGUCGGUAGCCACACCUUAUGACUAUGGAGCAGGGGAAAUGACAACAUCAGGACCAUUGCAACCAGGGCUAGUUUAUGAAACCAGCACCAUUGACUACUUGAACUACUUGUGUCACAUUGGACUUAAUAUAACCACGAUUAAGGUCAUCUCCAGAACUGUCCCUGAUAGUUUCAGUUGUCCCAAGGAUUCGAGUUCUGAUCAUAUUUCCAACAUCAACUACCCUUCCAUAGCAAUCUCCAACUUCAAUGGGAAAGGAGCUGUGAAUGUGAGUAGAACUGCUACAAACGUUGGUGAAGAGGAUGAAACAGUGUACUCCUCCGUUGUCGAUGCUCCCAGUGGGGUAAAUGUCAAGUUAAUUCCAGAUAAACUCCAGUUUACGAAAAGUAGUAAACAACUAAGCUACCAAGUUAUUUUCUCCUUGACUUCGACCUCGUCUAAGGCAAAUCUGUUUGGAUCCAUUACCUGGAGUAAUGGUAAAUAUACUGUUCGAAGUCCUUUUGUAUUAACCCAGUAGUUACAUUAAAAAUAAGUAAAUA
Molecule: messenger RNA, 2369 nt
Organism: Gastrolobium bilobum
Lineage: Eukaryota; Viridiplantae; Streptophyta; Magnoliopsida; Fabales; Fabaceae
Product: CO(2)-response secreted protease
Exons: 9
Coding region: 17-2347 (776 amino acids)
Biological process (GO): proteolysis
Molecular function (GO): serine-type endopeptidase activity
Source: RefSeq, a predicted model, not a curated record